AUUUUACUUAGCUUUUAAUCAACAGAAAUUUUUAAUUAUGUCUGAUAUGGAUAAGCACAGAGUUUUUUUUGAUAUAUCUAUUGGUGGUGAUAAAGUUGGACGAAUUGUAUUUGAGUUAUUCUAUGAUAAAGUUCCAAAGACAGCUGAGAAUUUUCGAUCAUUGUGUGUAGGGGAUAAAGGAAUUGGGAGAAAAGAAAAACCACUGCAUUUUAAAGGAUCUAUUUUUCACAGAAUCAUAAAAGAUUUCAUGAUUCAAGGUGGCGAUUUUACAGAUUCAAAUGGCACUGGAGGAGAAUCUAUUUAUGGAGAGAAGUUUGAAGAUGAAAACUUUUAUUAUAAACAUGAUGCGGCUGGUCUACUCUCUAUGGCUAACUCUGGUCCUGGAACUAAUGGAAGUCAGUUUUUUAUUACAACAGUACCUACUCCUCAUUUAGAUAACAAGCAUGUUGUCUUUGGAAAAGUUUUGAAAGGAAUGGGUGUAGUAAGAGAACUAGAAAAUGUUGAUAAAAGUGGUGAAAAGCCUAUAAAGGUAUGUUGCAUUGAAGAUUGUGGUGAGAUUUUACCAGGCGAAAAUGAUGGGUUUAUUCAAGAUGAUGGAACAGGUGACAUUCUUCCUGAUUCUCCUGAAGAUUCAGACGUUAAUUUUAGUAAUAUUGAAGAUGUAAUUGCUGUUGUUGAAAAAGUAAAAGCAUGUGGAAAUAAUCAGUUCAAGACCCAAAAUUAUAUAACAGCUUUAAAAAAAUACAAGAAAGCAAUUAAGUAUAUUAAAUAUGCAAGUAAAACAUCAGAUAUUUCUGAAGAUGAUUCUGACCAUGCUGUAGAAGUGGAAGCCAAAAUUAGUGUUAAAGCUGAUUUUAAUAGUAAAUCAAAGGCAAUUUUAGAUGCAUUACUUAUAAAUUGUUUCUUAAAUAGUGCUGCUUGUAUGUUAAAGUCAAAUGAGAAUCAAUCUGCUAUCAAAGAUCUUGAUGAAGUGCUUUCUAUUGAUUCCAAAAACAUUAAGGCUUUGUACAGAAGAGCUCAAGCUAACAUUAGUAUGAAAGAUUUAGAGCAAGCAAAGGUUGAUCUUCAGUUAGCACUACAGAUUGCACCAGAUGAUAAAGCUAUACGAAAUGAAAUGACCGCCGUAAAAAAGCUGCUUGAAGAACAAAAGAAACGUGAAAAAAUUAUUUAUUCGAAAUUAUUUAACUGCUAAUAAGUCGUAAAAAAGCUGCUUGAAGAACAAAAGAAACAGGACAUGAUAGUCGUGAAAGCUGCUUGAAGAGCAAAAGAAACAGGAGAAAAUUAUAUAUUCAAUAUUAUUUAACAGCUAAUGUGGUACUACGAAAUAAAAAAUAAAAAAGUUUGGGUAUGGUAUAUACAAGAAAUGUAAUUUGUUUUACAAGUUAUAAUAUUGUGAAA
Molecule: messenger RNA, 1398 nt
Organism: Hydra vulgaris (swiftwater hydra)
Lineage: Eukaryota; Metazoa; Cnidaria; Hydrozoa; Anthoathecata; Hydridae
Product: peptidyl-prolyl cis-trans isomerase D
Biological process (GO): protein peptidyl-prolyl isomerization; protein folding
Molecular function (GO): peptidyl-prolyl cis-trans isomerase activity; protein binding
Source: RefSeq, a predicted model, not a curated record